Lasiodiplodia theobromae is the source of this 1074-nucleotide messenger RNA. Its product is annotated as Ser thr protein phosphatase family protein. The coding region runs from base 1 to 1074 and encodes 357 amino acids. NCBI's taxonomy places the organism in Eukaryota, Fungi, Ascomycota, Dothideomycetes, Botryosphaeriales, Botryosphaeriaceae. The transcript is spliced from 2 exons. The record is from RefSeq and is a predicted model, not a curated record. Gene Ontology annotation, molecular function: hydrolase activity.
AUGUCUCAACCGCAGAGCUCGGCAGAAACGGUCAAGACCCGCAUCCUGAUCAUCUCCGACACGCACACCGCUCCCCUCGUCGACCCCAGCGGGAAUGAUGAGCCGGGGCUCGAAGUCGCGUUUCGGGCGCCACUGCCUGCGGCCGACGUGCUGCUGCACUGCGGCGACCUCACCAUGAUGGGCUACCUCGACGAGUACGAGGGCGCGCUCGACAUGUUGGGCUCCAUCGACGCCCCGCUCAAGCUCGUCAUCGCCGGCAACCACGACCUGAGCCUGGACGAGGAGUUCUACCUGGGCCAGAGCCGCGGGAGGCCGCACACGAUGCCGUUCCCGAACGGGCAGCGCAUGCACCUGAAGAAGUAUGACCCGGACAUGCCGAGGAAGGCCAAGGAGAUGUGGACGGGCGAGAAGGCCAAGGCCAAGGGCGUGACGUAUCUCGAGGAGGGCGUGCAUGAGUUCGUGCUGCAGAAUGGCGCGAAGAUGACCGUCUACGCCUCCCCGUGGCAGCCCGAGUUCUGGCAGUGGGCCUUCAAUUACGACCACGACAAUGACCGCUGGAACCCCCCGCAUCUCUCCGCUCCGGACGCCGUCAACGUCGCCGUCAACCCGCUUCCCGAUCACUUCCCGCCCGGUGCUGUUGAUGUCGUGAUGACGCACGGCCCGGCUAAGAACCGACUGGACAUGACGAGCUCCAAGCUCGCAGUCGGCUGUCCUCACCUGUUGCGCGCCGUGGAAAGGGCCAGGCCUAGGCUCCAUGCGUGGGGCCACAUCCACGAAGCUUGGGGCGUAGAGAGGGUCGAGUGGCCGGAUCGCGAAGAUGCGGCGACGGCGGGGGAAAAGAAGCCCAUGAAGAGAAUCGAUGAGCUGGUGAAGAAGGCUACGGAAUACGAGUUCGAUGAAGACGCCAUGAUCAAGAACCAUGCCGCAUUCGUCGACGUCAGUAACAGUGGAGGUGCCCCGUUGAGGGUGGGGGAGGAGACGGUGAUGGUCAAUGCGAGUAUCAUGGAUCUGUCGUAUACACCGAGCAAUGCUCCAGUGGUAGUCGACCUGGAGCUGCCGAAGGCCAAGGCGUAA